This is a messenger RNA of Cotesia glomerata, 5668 nucleotides long. Its product is annotated as atrial natriuretic peptide receptor 1-like. Gene Ontology annotation, molecular function: ATP binding; guanylate cyclase activity; protein kinase activity. Lineage: Eukaryota; Metazoa; Arthropoda; Insecta; Hymenoptera; Braconidae. Gene Ontology annotation, cellular component: membrane. Gene Ontology annotation, biological process: intracellular signal transduction; protein phosphorylation; receptor guanylyl cyclase signaling pathway. The transcript is spliced from 23 exons. The record is from RefSeq and is a predicted model, not a curated record. Bases 660 to 4271 code for a protein of 1203 amino acids.
UCUCUCUCUACUCUGACUAACAUCAUGUGUAUUACGUUUUCUCUGGCGCCCAAGUCACGAUAGUCACUAUCCUCGUACUCGUGUUUAGUCGCGAAAGUUCCACGUCCUAGUGCCCGUAAUUUUUUUCCUCUUAGUCCUGUUUUCGCAUUAUCAAACCCACUUGUUAACAGCGACAGUUAACUCCAAAGAGCGGGAUAUUUUUUUAUUAAAAUUUUUUGUUUAAAUUUAAAAUUUUAAAAUUGUGAUGUGGUUUAAAAAUUUUGUUGGUAAAUUUUAAAUAAAAAAGUGAAAAAUUUUUUAGUGAAGAAAAAUGAUUCUUAUUAAGAAGAAUAAAUAAUUGUUUGUAAAUGUGAAAGCUCAAGGAUACAUCGAGGAUAUCUAUUUUAUUUCUGAGCACUAUUUUGCCUCGCCGUACUUUGAGCAUUUCACUGCAUUCCUCCCAACUUCUCUCAGAAAUUUUAAUUUUAUUUUUUCUCGUCAUUCCAUGGCAUUGAAUAUUUAAGUCAGAAUAUCAGCAAAAAUGUGAAUUCUUGUAGUGAAUAUCAGCAAAAUUUAACACAAAAUGAUCGCUGCUAAAAAUAAUGAUAAUAAUAAAAAUAGUAAAAAAUAAAAAAAUGUCUUAAAUGACAACAGUGUAACCGACUCUGAAGAACUAAAUCAUGAGAGAGAAAAAUAAAUGUGGGACUAAAAGUGUUUUAUUAAUAUUUUUAUUGCUGUUAUAUUUAAUAUGUGUGUAUAUAGAGACGUCGGUUGUUUGUGAAGCUGUGAUCAUAACAGGAACUCAAUUACCGGGAAAACACUGGUCAAGUACACGUGUUAAUGCAGUGCCUAGUGAUAUUAAUCGUCGUGUUGUUAAAAUAGGUGUCAUAGCCCCCGCAGAUCCACAUCAUGAGCAAAGUUUGCCCAGAAUUCUCCCAGCAGUCGCUCUGGCUGUCAAAGCCGUUAGUUCUACAAAAGGUCCACUCCCUGGCUGGACUAUCAGUGUUACAUAUCGUGAUUCUAAAUGCUCAAGUACUCAUGGAUCACUCGCUGCGUUCGAUUUUUACAUCAAUCGCACCGCAGACGCAUUUUUGGGACCGGUGUGUGACUAUGCAAUCGCCCCGGUGUCUCGAUACGCCGGAGUGUGGGGCAUCCCCGUAUUGACGACCGGAGGUCAAGCGGACGCAUUUCUGCAUAAGGGUGAACAUUACCCAACGUUGACCCGCAUGAUGGGCUCGCACCGUCUCGUGGGCGAAGCACUCAGACACAUACUCCACAGUUUUGGGUGGACAUCGGCGGCUCUUAUUUACCACAACCACGCAAUGGAGAGUAGCAAGGGACAUUCCGAGUGUCAUUUCACUCUCAGCGCGGUAUUCUCAGCCCUCAACAAAACAUCAGUACACAAAAGCUUCAAUCAAGAGACCAACAACUUCAAUGACUACCGGAAUCUGCUUACCUUCGUUUCUCAUUCUGCAAGAAAUCGCGGGGUUGGGAACUUUGGAAAUGUUUGGGUCGUUGUUAUGUGCGCUAAUUCAACUACGAUACGAGAAAUACUGCUGGCGGCUGAUGAAUUGGGAAUGGUUGAUUCAGGAGAAUACGUAUUUUUUUCCAUCGAACUAUCUUCCAGUGAUAAUAACUCAAAAGAGCCUUGGAGGAUGGAAGGCGACACGGAAGAGCGGAAUGAAAAAGCCAGGAAAGCUUAUCAAGCUUUAUUAACAGUGACAGCACGUACGCCGGACAACGAAGAAUAUUUAAAUUUCUCACGUGAAGUUAAAUCUCUGGCGCUGAGCAAGUACAAUUUCACAUUUGGAAACAGUUCACUUUCAACUUUUGUAGCCGCGUUCUACGACGCGGUGUUCCUUUACGCCCUCGCCCUUAAAGAGAGCCUGCCCGAGCAACCGGGGGAGAUAAACUUGGACGGCGGAAAUCUGACCAAGAGAAUGUGGGGAAAAAGUUUCAAAGGUAUCACCGGAGAUGUGAACAUAGAUGAAAAUGGCGACAGAAUAGCAGAUUACUCACUGCUCGACAUGGACCCAGAGACAUCAAAGUUUGAGAUUGUUGCGAAUUACUACGGAGCUAACAAAACCCUCGAGUAUGUUCCCGGUAAGCGGAUACAUUGGUCCGGUGGUAGGUUGGAGCCACCUCCAGAUACGCCUAAAUGUGGAUACGAUGGGUCUUUAUGUCCGGAUAAAACGUUACCAGGUUAUGCAAUUCUUUCUAUCGUCCUCAGCUCUAUUGUAGUUGGUCUUGUCGUGGCUUCGGUCAUUAUUUAUAGGCACUACAAGCUUGAGGUUGAAAUAGCUUCUAUGUCGUGGAAAGUUCACUGGGAGGAUGUGAUUGUAGUACCGAUUGGCAGAACACGUGGCUCAAUGCAUUCGCUUGCUCCAAAUAAGCAACGGGGUAGUCAGUUGACAGUGUAUUGGGAUGACGAUAUUAGUUUACCAGGUGGCGGCGGAGUCGAUAGAAAUGUUUACAUUCCUACAGGAAUUUAUAAGAACUCUAAAGUCGCAAUAAAGCCGCUUCCAAGGACCAAAGUUGAAACGUCAAGGCCUCUGUUGCUUGAAUUAAAGCGCAUGAAGGAUCUUCAGCAUGAUCACUUGGUACGAUUUUACGGUGCAUGCGUCGAGCCACCUCACUGCUGUUUACUCACAGAAUACUGCCCCAAGGGAUCACUGCAGGAUAUCCUGGAGAACGAUCAGAUAAAGCUUGACCGAGUGUUUCGAGGCUCUUUGAUCCACGAUAUUGUCAGGGGGAUGGCGUACCUCCAUGCCUCGGAAGUUAAGAGCCACGGGAAUCUAAAGUCUUCGAAUUGUGUCGUUGACUCUCGAUUUGUACUAAAAAUAACUGACUUCGGAUUGCACGAAUUACGUAAGCCUAGUCCGGGUGAUUCCGAUGAAGAUAAAGACAGCUACGCUCAUUGGAAGAAGCAGCUGUGGACCGCUCCAGAGUUACUGAGAAUGGAGCGACCACCACCCGAGGGCACUCAGAAAGGAGACGUCUACAGCUUCGCCAUAAUCGUCCACGAGAUCGUGGUACGUCAAGGACCAUUUUACUUAGGAGAAGAUACCAACUAUACCCCAAGGGAAAUUGUGGAAGGUGUAAGAAGAGGCGGCGGAUCUCCUCUGAGACCUUUAAUCGAUGAAGCCGCUGUUGAGGAAGAAGUCGCAACAUUGAUGCGGCGAUGCUGGGCUCACGAUUCUGCAGAUAGACCAGACUUUCCAGCACUGAAACAAACUAUUCGGAAAAUCAACAAAGAUUAUGAGAGCAGUAACAUCUUGGAUAAUUUAUUGUCACGCAUGGAACAGUAUGCGAACAACUUGGAGACACUAGUCGCAGAGCGAACUGCUGAUUAUCUGGAAGAGAAACGUAAAUGUGAGGAAUUAUUGUAUCAGCUGUUACCCAAAUCGGUAGCAUCACAACUGAUACUAGGACAAAGCGUGAUAGCUGAAACAUACGACCAAGUGACAAUAUACUUCAGUGAUAUUGUUGGGUUCACAAGUUUGUCCGCUGAAAGUACACCGCUCCAAGUUGUCGACCUCCUCAACGACCUCUACACAUGCUUUGACUCUAUUAUCGAGAACUUCGAUGUCUACAAGGUGGAAACGAUAGGAGAUGCUUACAUGGUUGUGUCAGGUCUGCCUGUCAGGAAUGGCAUGAACCACGCAAGAGAGAUCGCUAGAAUGAGCCUUGCACUUCGUGACACUGUUAUGACGUUCAGUAUUCGUCACAGACCUAGUGAGCAGCUCAAACUACGAAUUGGAAUGCAUUCUGGUCCCUGCGUCGCUGGCGUCGUUGGCCUCAAGAUGCCCAGGUAUUGUCUCUUUGGUGACACUGUUAACACUGCUUCAAGAAUGGAAAGUAACGGUGAAGCUUUGAAAAUUCAUGUCAGUCCAAAGACCAAAGAGAUAUUGGACACCUUUGGAACAUUUGAAGUCUGCUGUCGAGGUGAAGUUACUCUGAAGGGCAAGGGUAAAAUGAUAACUUACUGGCUGGUGGGUGAAAAGCCGAUAAACAAUAAUGUCCAGGAGAGCAAUCCGAAUCCGAGCAGCGAGCAGAGCCCCCAGCAGCCUAAGUCUGAUCAAGUUCAAGGAUCUCAAAGUACUUGCUCAAGAAACAUGUUAAAUAUGGCCACGGGGAACGGCGCACCGGGGAACCAUCCACUACUGUCACCCUCUCAUCAGCGGAACUCUCCGAACCAGUUCUCUGCUACAGGUAGCGACAAUGUUCCUAAUCACACCGAAAGCGGCGCUAAUGCUCCUUUGUUACUGUCUACCGGAUCUUCACGAGCUUAAAUUUAUAAUUACAACAAUUAUAAUAACAAAAAAAAUUUAAUAAUAAUAAUUCAAAAUGAGUAAUAGAUAAAUUUCAUCUCAUUCUCUAGCUUAAAAUCAAAGAAAUAAACUGAUCAGCUGAUAAAUUAAGCAACGAGACUUCUUUAAGUGCUGGAACACUUACUGAACAAUAAAUUAAAAAUCAUUAUGCAUUUAUUUAUUUAUUUUUUUGUCUCUAGUAUUAUAAGUAAACUACAUUACCGGUGAGCCAUUCGAGGCAAUCUUUUAUGAUAAUGAUAACGAUAACGAUAAUGAUGAUGAUGAUGAUAAUGAUAAUGAUGAUGUAGAAGCAUUAGGAUGAAUGGAAACAAAAAUAGGAGAUGGAUGAAGGAAGAGGGUUGAAGUUAUUUAGUUUAACGCAGUUGUUAGACCUAGGAUGCUCGAGUUGAAUAAAAUUUAGGAAAAAUAGCGAAGCAAUCAAACUUCUUAAUGGGAGGCCGAGGGGCUUAAAUGUCAAGGCUGGGCGAUUUAAUCGAUAAAUGAACAAAAAUUGUGUAUAAUAUAAAAACUCCGCUCAAAUAUCUGAUAAGGUUUUGCGUGAGUUGAGGAAAAAAGUAAAGCUAAAGGUGAAAAUGCGUCUAUCGUGGUGCUACGUAAUUACUGGAAUCAACUCGAGCGUUUAAUUACGUUCGUCAGCUGAGUUCGGUUGACGGUCGAAACAAACGGGUUUAAUGAGGUUCUUAUCAGGUCAAUUUUCUUGGCUUAAAUAAAAAAAAAAAAAAGUUAAUUAUAGUUUUGUGAAAAACUGCUUUAUAAAUUGAAUUGGGACAAACGGAAACAGAAAAUAAAGUAAUAAAAUAUUAUAAUUUUGAGGAUAAAUCCAAUUUUAUGUUAAAAAUCUGACGCGAAAUACUUGCUAGGGAUAAUAAAUUACAGUGUUUAGUUUGGUUUAAAACAUGAGCUAGACGGUAUAAAAUAAAAGACAAGAUAAAUAGUAUUUCUAAAUAAAAUGUUUGAGGGCAAGAAAAAGUUUACGGGAGAAUACAGUCAAGAUGGCACAGUAACAAAUCUUGACGAAUCGUUGAGAAAAUUACGCUCUAUCCGUGUCUAUUUAAGAUUAAUCGAUUCCAGAGAAUCAAAGAUGUCGCUCCUCUGACAAACAUUAUUAGUUAGUCUGAUAAGCUUCACGAACGUAAUAAUAAGCAUAUUAUAUAAUAUAUAAAUAUGAUUCAUGCCAAUUUGGUAUAUACAUUUCUAUCUGUUAAGCUGUUACGUAAAAAUCCUUCGAGUUGAAUUAAUGAGCUUUUUACUCACUAUUGAAGAGUCAACAUGGUUCGAAAAAAGAAUGAAUGUUAUUUAAAAAAAAAAAAUUAAUUUUUUAAGUUAAUAUAAGUGAUUUAGCACCGAUGUAUAGUAAA